Messenger RNA from Osmia bicornis bicornis, 1113 nucleotides. RefSeq lists its product as uncharacterized. The transcript has 6 exons. Gene Ontology annotation, biological process: detection of chemical stimulus involved in sensory perception of smell; sensory perception of smell. NCBI's taxonomy places the organism in Eukaryota, Metazoa, Arthropoda, Insecta, Hymenoptera, Megachilidae. Gene Ontology annotation, molecular function: olfactory receptor activity; odorant binding. The coding region runs from base 1 to 1113 and encodes 370 amino acids. The record is from RefSeq and is a predicted model, not a curated record. Gene Ontology annotation, cellular component: plasma membrane.
AUGAUCGCGAAUCUUCAUCAAGUAUUGUGUCUACUCGAAUUGGCCGGCACUUUCACGUGUACCUGGCCAGCAGAUUCGAACAGCAGCAAGUGGAAAAUCAUUUUACGUAACUUUCGCUGGACGUUCGUGGUGAUCAACGUGAUCCUGUUGAUGAUAUCCCUGGUGUUUGGUAUCUAUUACUAUCGAAACGAUUUUGUCAUCCUGAUGAAGACCAUCUCCGAGCUGACUGCACUUUUGGAGGUGCUCUUGGACCUGGUCUUCUGCAAAGUAUACUGCAUACAGCUGCAGAUUUUAAUUAGGAAGAUCAGGAUGUAUCUGGAGACAGCUGGCGAGUACGAGAAUAAAAUUAUACAAAUCUACGUGGAUCGUUACAAGAGAUUCUUCUCGGUGAUAGCGAUCGCGUAUAUUUCGACUGGAAUUUCGUUCAGUUUGGCGCCAUUAUUUUCGAGACAGGAUUUGCCAGCUGAUGGUUGGAUCCCAUUCUCCACCGAACCCAUCGCGAUGUACUGCAUCGUUUACUUUGUGCAUACUUAUUGCAUCCUGCAAACUGCACUCUGCAUCGGCGUCGACUUCAUGAUCAUUGCUCUAUUCUGCUUCACCGCAGCCAGACUAGACAUCCUGGGGAUGAGAAUGAAACAAGUGAGCCGCUACGACCUGCUGGUAAGCUGUGUCAAAGAACACCAAGAAAUAAUAGGAUUCGUGGAGGAUACUAUAUCUGCUGUUCGGGCUUUAUUAUUCAAAACGAACAUCACGAUGGGAAGCGCUGUCAUAUGCGGAGCUUUCCCCUUGAUUUACAACCAAUCGUUGGCUGUAACGAGUCAGUUUCUUUGUAUGGUGAUAUCAGGAUGCGGACACCUGUACGUUAUUUGCUGGCCAGCUGACGAUUUGAAAGAAAGUAGUCUAAGGUUCGCGAUAUCGGUGAACGAUGUGCAAUGGGUAGGAAAGCCACGAAAAAUGACGAACAUCAUAUUAAUUAUGAUGCAGAGAAGUAGAAAGCCAUUUCUGAUUACAAUGGGUGGUGUGCUUCCGGCUCUUUCGUUGGAAUACUACGCCCACUUUUUGACUACCAUAUCUUCCUACUUCAUGGCAAUGAGAACCACGAUUGAAUCAUAA